GCGUCCUCGCGUCUCUUCGCGUUCUUCGGUCUUCCGUCCGCGUCGUUCUUCAGGUGUCGCAGCGCCUCGACGCACAUCUCCAUCUCCGGCGAGGCGCAGAUCUCCCCCGGCGAGGCGCCGAGCCAGGAGGUGUCCGCGUCGUCCGCGUCCGACUCCGCGCCCCCGUGAGGCGGCGUCCGAACGCUCUCCGGCGGCGACGGCGGCUCGAGGAGCGCCGGCAGCGUCGCGUACAUCUGCGGAGGAGGCGAUGUGGGGUUGGGACGUCAGCGCGCGCGUCGCGUCGCGCGUCUCCGGCGCGCGCGUCGGACCGGUGAUUCGGGUACACGAACGAAGCGACGACGUUACUCAGACAAAGAGACGUCGUUCGGUCGCUCCGGCGUACCUUCGCGAGCGCGGCCUCGACGUCGCCCUGGAGCGCGCUCCACGACCCCAGCGUCUGCGGGAGCGCGCUCGUCAGCAUGCCGUUGUUCUGCGCGAGAACGCGCAGCGCCGCGGCGCGGGACGCGAUGUAUUGGCGCUCGUAGAUCUCCUGCAUGUUUGUUUUCGUUCGGACGGUACGAGGGCGUCGCGACGACGCGUUUUCCGUCUCCGGGGAAGCGGGGUCGCGACGGGCUCGAGACGCGCGCGCGCGCGAGUCCGCGGCGACGCGAGUCGUGCGCGAAGGCGUGCGAGCGCGAUACGCGCGGCGCGAGCGUCGAGCGCGUGUGGACCGCGCGCGUCGUGCGGAUGGCGAAUGGACGGAAGUCUGCGUCGGGGAGCGGUUUGGGCUUUUCGCGAAUUCUCGCGGUAAAAACGGA
This is a messenger RNA of Micromonas pusilla CCMP1545, 797 nucleotides long. RefSeq lists its product as uncharacterized. Lineage: Eukaryota; Viridiplantae; Chlorophyta; Mamiellophyceae; Mamiellales; Mamiellaceae. The record is from RefSeq and is a predicted model, not a curated record. The transcript has a single exon. Bases 248 to 790 code for a protein of 180 amino acids.